Molecule: messenger RNA, 1218 nt
Organism: Sporothrix schenckii 1099-18
Lineage: Eukaryota; Fungi; Ascomycota; Sordariomycetes; Ophiostomatales; Ophiostomataceae
Product: acyl-CoA dehydrogenase
Exons: 2
Coding region: 1-1218 (405 amino acids)
Molecular function (GO): flavin adenine dinucleotide binding; oxidoreductase activity, acting on the CH-CH group of donors
Source: RefSeq, a predicted model, not a curated record
AUGUCGGAUCCAUCCCUCAACGUGGGCCCCUUUGCUGAGCCUGCCUGGCUCACGACGCUCGCUUCGCCCUUCUACAAUGAGAGCCACCGCCGGUACCAAAAGGCAGUCCGCUCGUACCUCGAGGAAAAUGUGAUGCCGUAUGUCGACGAGUGGGAGGAGAACGGUCAGGUGCCGGAUGAGGCGCGGCUCCAGUUUACGCGGUCAGGCAUGGCGUUUGUGGACAUGCCCGCGGAAUACUCGCACGGCAUCCAGCUGCCCGGGGGCGUCACACACGAGGAGUGGGACAUUUUCCAUUUCAUGAUCAAACACUACGAGGUCAACCGCAUCUGCUCGGGCGGUGUGAUUGGCGGCAUCGGCGGAUCGCUGGCCAUUGGCGUGCCGCCCAUUGUCAACUUCGGCACGCAGAAGCAAAAGGCCUGUGGCAGCGACCUGGCCAACCUCCGGACGACGGCGAAAAAGACGGCCGACGGCACGUCGUACGUGGUCAACGGGCACAAGAAGUGGAUCUCGGGCGGCAUGUCGGCGACGCACAUGACGACGGCCGUGCGGACAGGUGGUGCCGGCUCCAAGGGCGUGUCCGUGCUGGUCAUUCCGCUGAGCAGCCCCGGCGUGUCGCGGCGCAAGAUCCGCAACACCGGCUUCCAUGCGGGCGAGUCCACCUGGGUCACCCUCGAGGACGUCGUCGUGCCCGUGGACCACUUGCUCGGCGAGGAGAACAACGGCUUCCCCACGCUCAUGACCAACUUCAACAAGGAACGCCUCAUCAUGGCGGUCGGCAUGAACAGCAUGGCGCGCGCGUGCCUCGAGGACGCGUGGGCGUAUGCGCUGGACCGGCACACGUUUGGCAAGCCGCUGUUCAGCCACCAAAUCAUCCGGCAUAAGCUGGCGACGCUGGCGCGGUACAUUGAGUCGCACUGGGCGUGGCUGGAGCAGAUUGCGUACCACGCCAAGGCCACAGGGGACGUGGGCGACGAGCUGGCGAGCCGUCUGGCGCUGGCCAAGGUACACGGCGGGCGCAUUCUGGAGCUGGCGAACCGGGAGGCGCAGCAGAUCUUUGGCGGUGCGGGCUACCAGCGCGGCGGCGUGGGAGCGCGCGUGGAGCGCGUGGGCCGGGAUCUGCUGGUGAGUGUGGUGGGCGGCGGCAGCGAGGAGAUUAUCACGGACCUGGCGAUCCGGCAAGAGAUGUCGCAGGCGAAGAAGCGGGGCGCAAAACUGUAG